Messenger RNA from Fusarium odoratissimum NRRL 54006, 1363 nucleotides. RefSeq lists its product as uncharacterized. Lineage: Eukaryota; Fungi; Ascomycota; Sordariomycetes; Hypocreales; Nectriaceae. The record is from RefSeq and is a predicted model, not a curated record. Bases 503 to 910 code for a protein of 135 amino acids. The transcript has a single exon.
GUUUUUGCAUCCAUGUCAAGGCGCAACUGAGAGGCAGACAGCCAGCACUUCUCCUUUCUAGCCAAAACAUCAUAAAACUCGUAUCUACCAACAAAGCCAUUCUUUAAAAACACCAAUCAUCCAUAUCUUCUUUGUGUGCUCGAGUUUCCAACCCCAAGAGCACUGCUCCGAGGUCGCGGCGGCGUGGCGCUUCAUACGGCGUCACUCGCCUACUGGGUGCGGUCGGCAUCGGGUACCUCGUCAAUGAGACCUCAAGUACCUACAGCCCCAAAGGUACCUGCGCCGGAACUGCAGAGUACGGUAAAGUGCGUACCCUGGCCUGUCGCGGAGGGAUGGCUCUGCUCGCCUCAAAGGGUCUGAGCAACCUCAACCUCAUUCUCAACCUCGAAUUCAGCCCGAUACGCAAUGCUAUCCCCAAUUGUGAUCGGGCAUAUCACGUCACUACCCGGUCGAGGACGAUCCUCCUGGCAAAUCAAUUAAUGCCUCCCUCGCCCAGAAUUAGAUGGGGUUUUCUAUGAUGGAUCCAAAUGUUGGAAAACCAUCUCCAGCCAUAACCCUGGAGGAGACAGACCCGUACUCUAUCUGUCUGUCCGUCCAUCCAUCCAUAUCAACCAACACACGUAGUAAGGCCCUGAGUACGGAAUCACUCCGUCCUCAAAUACCGCCGUGCUUUCCGAUCGACUAUUUGCACUUCCUGUUUCAUUCUUUAUUGCAACUGGUAUUAUCGCUUGCGUUGGCGUUUCGCUUGCAUGUAUGCAGAGCGUUCAGCAUCCUCAGCGUCCGCCCUUUCAUUUCAUUCUCAUCAACUCAGCUCUCGCACUGCACUUUUCUCGCAUUAUUGAUCAUUCUGGCGCGCUCACACUUCACUGGGCGCUUUUCAACUGUCGCCAUGGGCCGCGCGACUGGCUGAGUGACGACGGCGCCGCCCUCGACCGCCCAGAGACUAGAGUCGAGAAGUGACAAGGGCCGCUAACGGACUCCUCUACGCUUAGUACGGUGUGUGUUUAGCCAGACACCCUCGGGUGCGGAUCAAGGACCGCACCGCGCGUUGCUCUGCCGCGGUCUUUCUUCAGGUUGGGCGGCUUUGAAAAGCGAACUUCGCAAUAUCGUACCUCUAGAAUAGCAUAAACACGAACAAUGCCGAUUUGUUUAAGCGCAUUAGACGAGAUAAAGUCAAGGGCCCAUGGCACAAAUGGAAGAUGACUAUUACAUGUCAUUCGAAAUUCGAAUCAAUCGUUCUGAGAGUUAUCCCCGAAUCUACUUCUAGGAUAAGGUAAUUUAGUAAUUAAGGUACCUUACCUAGGGAGGUAGUUAGUUGUUGGUCGUUUCAAUUGUCUGAGUCAUCUCGUCUAUCUCAUGCGCG